AUGGAAAUCUCACAAGAAACAAAGGAAGGUGAAACUGGGGUGUCUCAGUUGGAGCACACUGAACAGGAUGUACCUCCAGUACUGAACGAGGAUGAACCUCAGACCCCUUACCAGCUGGGCUGGAGGACCAUACUGGCAGUCCUGACUUUAUCCAUGGCCAAUGUUUGUGCGGCGCUGUCUAAUACGACAAACACUACGAUCAAAUUCCAAGUAGCAACCGUCGCACAUUCGCCGUCUGAUGCCGCUCUCGCCUCGUGGAUUGCCAAUGGCAACUUUCUUCUCAGCCUUGCGCUGGGCCCGAUAUUUGGCUCUGUUAGCGAUCGCUUAGGCAAGAAAUGGUUCCUUGUAGGAGGCGCCUCGCUCGGAGUUAUUGGAUCCAUGGUCUCCGGGUCUGCCCAUAAAAUCACCGAUAUCAUCGGGGGCAAUAUCCUAACUGGUAUUGCCAAUGCAGGCUGUAUCGUUUCCAUAUCCUGCAUCCAAGAAAUCAUGCCCAACAAGCUUCGCCCCUGGGCAAUGGGUGUCUCCCAAGCCAUGGCCAGCGCCUUUGUCAUUCUCGGGACCUUCGUUGCAGCAGCGUUUGUCCAACAUAAUAUAGGAGGUGCCGGUGGAUGGCGCUGGGCUUACUACUUCAACGGAAUCAUCUAUGGCUUCACUGCGGUCGCAAUAGGGCUUACUUAUUUCCCACCCCGUCCGCUACUCGGUCGACACCGUGCGCUGAAGGAAAUCAUGACUACCGUGGACUUUGUCGGUAUCCUCUUGAUGGCAGGAUCGUUUACGUCGCUUAUCAUCGGUCUGACCUGGGGCGGCACUACGUACCCGUGGAAUUCGGGACGGAUCAUUGCUACGCUGACGAUGGGAUGUGUUGGGCUUGUUCUGUUCGGGUUAUACGAAGCUUUCGUCGUAAAGGAGGGUAUUCUUGAUCGUCGAUUGUUUUCCGAGUCGAUGAAUUUCCCGAUUUUGCUCUUCGUGUGCACGAUUGAUGGAAUCCUGCUGCUCGGUGUGAAUGUCGCUCUCUCGCAGGAGAUCUUUGAUUUGUUCACACAAGAUGCAGUGAGUAUUGCGGUGAUGUUGACUCCAUACUUGGCUCUCUCGACUUUUGGUUGUAUCCCGGCGGGCUGGAUCAUGGCGUCUACCAAGUCAUACAAGACCCUACUGGUUGCUGCUCUACUCUGGUGUUCCCUUUUUACAGGCUUGAUGGGCCUCAUCACUGCCGAGAGGAAGAGCUGGGCGUACGCUUUCUCCGCACUAUUCGGUGCUGGCACGGCCGUAACAACCACCAUUCCAGUCACUGCCCUCGCCCUCUCCAUCCCAUCCUACCUAAUCGGCACAGCUGCCACCGUAUCCAUGUCCUGCCGAGCCCUGGGAGGCAUCGUCGGCAUCACUAUCUUCACGGCGAUCUACAACAACAAAUACGCCUCAUACGUUGGUCCCGAAAUUGCGAAUAACUCUGAAGCCCCCGUUCAAAAGGUGGAGAGUGCUAUGGCGUGGAAGUAUAUGUGGAUCACGCUUGCGUGCUUGAUUGCCGCGAAUGGCGUUGCUGCUUGCUUCUUGAAGAGUGUUAAGAGUAUGAUGACUGGGCAUGUUGAGUCUGCUUUGGAGCAUAAUAAGAUUCGGGAGAAGCAGCUUGAGUAA
Messenger RNA from Penicillium cataractarum, 1632 nucleotides. Its product is annotated as MFS general substrate transporter. Gene Ontology annotation, biological process: transmembrane transport. Lineage: Eukaryota; Fungi; Ascomycota; Eurotiomycetes; Eurotiales; Aspergillaceae. Gene Ontology annotation, molecular function: transmembrane transporter activity. The coding region runs from base 1 to 1632 and encodes 543 amino acids. The transcript has 6 exons. The record is from RefSeq and is a predicted model, not a curated record.